Monoraphidium neglectum is the source of this 333-nucleotide messenger RNA. RefSeq lists its product as hypothetical. The coding region runs from base 1 to 333 and encodes 110 amino acids. The record is from RefSeq and is a predicted model, not a curated record. Lineage: Eukaryota; Viridiplantae; Chlorophyta; Chlorophyceae; Sphaeropleales; Selenastraceae. The transcript has a single exon.
AUGGCGGGCGUGGGCCCAUCACCUUCCGGCCGUGCCGCGGACUGCCGAGGCGACGGCGUCAGCGGCGGCCCGGGCCCCGUGAGCGACACGCCCGCGGCGCCCGCGCUUGCGCCGGCGCCGGCGACAGCGGACUGCGGGCCAGCGGCGCGGAACGACCAGUUGGCGCAGCGGGACCGGUCCCUGCUGGGGCGGCUCCGGCGGCUCAAGGGGGCGUGGCAUGGCAAUCGGCGCACAGGCGAGGAUGUCUCCCAGGUGACCCCUGGGCUGCCAGCCAAUGCUUCUCGGGGGCCGAAGCGCAUCCGCUGCCCCUCCAAUGUGCGCAAAGACGCCUGA